AUUGAAGAACUUGAACCUUCGCUAGAUAAAAUAGCAGAGGAGCAAAAUGAUGAUGAGGAAGAGCGAAUGUUGAAAAGAAAUCAUCAAGGUGGAAAUAUAUCUCAGUCAUUAUUUGUGGUUGAUAGUACUUUUGAGAGCGACACAAUAGAUUCAACGAUAGAUUAUAUGAUGAACUGGAUAAAUUGGCAAAAGAAGCUCUUCAGAGUAAUGAGGAGUGGAUUAUUG
Messenger RNA from Paraglomus occultum, 225 nucleotides. NCBI's taxonomy places the organism in Eukaryota, Fungi, Glomeromycota, Glomeromycetes, Paraglomerales, Paraglomeraceae. The record is from the annotation of a GenBank genome assembly.